Molecule: messenger RNA, 1629 nt
Organism: Durusdinium trenchii
Lineage: Eukaryota; Dinophyceae; Suessiales; Symbiodiniaceae
Source: the annotation of a GenBank genome assembly
AUGAAGGGUAGCUAUGCAGCCGAUGGCCCCAUUGGCCCCACCAUGCUCCCCACUGCGGGUGUGGUUGCCUUCCGAACAGGCAUGGCCGAGCAAGCAGGGGCUGGGGCCAGGCGGACAGCAGCUCCGCCAGUCGUUCCAUUCAAUUUGACACCCAAGAAGGAGCACUUUGCGGCAGCACUGCAAGUACAAGUUGACGGAGGGCCACUGGACUUCCCUUCGCCAGUGGACGUUGACAUUGCUUAUGUCGCCAAUCUGAUGGCUGACCUUGGUCAAGGAGUGGUCAGUUUUCGGCAGGAAGCCCUGGAUUGUUUUCUGGGUAUUUGUGCUCGUUUGGAAGGUGUCACACAGUACAUCCGCAGCCGCCAGCCUCCAGUUCUGGCAGCAGUGAAUCCCAAAGUGCAUCUCGCCGUCAUCGCGCUCCUCAUUGCCAUGAUGCAGUGGCCAGACACUUCAUUUUGCUCCGGGCUACAUAGCGGAUAUCCAGCAGUCGGCUACCUUCCACCCUGUGGCAUUUGGGCAUCGCAAGUUGCUGAGUUCGCAUCAUUGCAUGAUGUGUUGCAGGAGGGACCUGCGGAGGCACCAGCUCUCAUUGCUGGGCUGUCCGACAAGGGGCUGGAGGUGGUCCAUGAAGCUGGGCUGAGCGCAAUCAUUGGUGACUGGGAGCCCACAGCCACGCAUGCCCAAAGUGUGAUGGGCCAGGUGUUGGAAUGUCUAGGUUUCCCCUGUGCAGCGGACAAGAGACAAUCCCCCUCUUUCGAAGGAGACUUUCUAGGCAUGAUCCACGAUUUGUCAGCAGCUCACUUGGUUGGCAAAAUCCAGCUUUGGAUUCGACCUAGGUUGCAAGAUAAGAUACAAGACUUCAUUCGGACUGCCCGCCGUGACCGCCUGCUCCACCCAGGUACCGCGGCCAAGCUAUUCGGAUGUGUGACCUUCUUAGACCAAGCUGCCUUUGGCAAGGUAGCCCGUGCAGGGCUGAAUGCCAUCAAAGAUCGACAGCAUGUCGACACGUCAGUUGAGCUGACAACCCACCUCGAAGUCGCCUUUGAUGUUAUCGAGACCGUUUUGUCCUUGCGACCCCGGAGGACAGUCUCCCUUGUUUCCUGCCUCGAGCCGCGCAUGAUUGCAGCCUCCGAUGCAGCCCAUGAAAGGGGCAAAGGGUCAGGUGGGUUCUUGUUCAGUGAUGCUUUCUUCUGUCGGAGAGGAGCAGUAGUUGAGAUUGAUGCUAAAGUGUUCCAGUUGUGGCAAGCUAAGGAACUUGUCAUCGCGCAAUUAGAACUUCUGAUGGUGUUUCAAGCCUUGAUCUGUUUUCCAGACUCCUUUCGACGCAACACAUGUGUUUGGUGGAUAGACAACAUCGCCUCAUUGAUGUCGUUGGUGAGAGGCCGAUCAGAUUCGCCAGAUCUCGACAGACUGGCUCAGAUGAUCCACAUGUUGUUGUUUAACCUCCAUUGUAAUAUGUGGUUCGAAUGGGUCCAAUCAAAAUCCAAUUGGACUGACGGGAUAUCAAGAGAGGGCUUCGCAGAUCCGUUCAUUCGCGAAUUCAGUUUCACUUGUCAUCAAGUUGCAGUUCCGCAUUCGCUUUGGCAGCUUCCGCUCCUCCCCCUAAGUAUAGUCUUCAGCUUUCUUUAA